Messenger RNA from Thalassophryne amazonica, 1514 nucleotides. Its product is annotated as periphilin-1. The transcript is spliced from 7 exons. The coding region runs from base 296 to 973 and encodes 225 amino acids. The record is from RefSeq and is a predicted model, not a curated record. Gene Ontology annotation, biological process: protein localization to heterochromatin; negative regulation of gene expression, epigenetic; negative regulation of DNA-templated transcription. Gene Ontology annotation, cellular component: nucleoplasm. NCBI's taxonomy places the organism in Eukaryota, Metazoa, Chordata, Actinopteri, Batrachoidiformes, Batrachoididae.
AGCGAACUUGUUUGCUCGGUAUGCGUUGUAAAAUUUAAAUCCUCCAGGGCGACAGAGGAAAAGAAAGAUGAGGAUUUAUUUAUUUCACAGAUGAAAUAAAACAAACGCGUGCACUUCCUGGUUUGCAGAAAAGUGAUCAAGCAGAAAUAUGAAGCGCACGAGACCACCGGAAGCACAGCAGCGCUCCAAGGGUUCCAUGUUGUGGAGCAGGGAAUUUGAUCACGAGUCCAUCAAUAGGAGGUGCAGCCACGGUUCUGUCUCCUCCACCUAGAAUGUGAAAUGGCCAAGCGAGAGAAUGCAGAGUCCAUCCCAACCAUCCAAGUCCUACAAACCCAGGGUUGGAGUGAAAUUCCACAUAUCACGGUUUAUACCAGAUGAGCGUUCCUUCAAACAAAGAUACAAGCCUGGUUUUGGAAACCAGAAGAGCCACCACUUUACCCAUCGGACAUACUUUCCAAAGAGAGAUUUCUUCCAGCAUAAAAAGCCACAGCUUCCACCGAGGGAGUGGAAGAGGAAGCAGUAUGAGGCGAAAGAGAGCACGGAUUCUGUUUCUCCUCCAAAACAAAACAGCACAGCUAGACCUUUCCAAUCAAGUUCUGCUUCCAGCAGAGAUGAGGACAAACACUUCACUCCUCCUCAGUAUGACAGGAACCCAAGUAGAGAGAGAGAUGAUAAGAAGAUUAAAAGCAAAGAUAAGGAACCAAAUAGAGGCCGAGAGGUUGCUUUAACUGCAAGCCAAAUGGCAGCACGAGACAGAGCCAUCCAACAGAAGAGGAAAGAGAUAGAUGAGGUGUACUAUCGGGAAUGUGCAACAUUUGGUCUGGUGGUGAAGAUGCUGAUAGAAAAGGACCCGUCGCUGGACCGUCCAAUCCAGUCAUCAUUGCAGAAGAACCUCAGGGACAUUGGCACACGCUGCGUGAAAGCCAUGGAGAAAUUUAUAGAAGACUAUGACUCCGGAGAGACUACUCAUUAAUCGGAUUCAGGCAUGUCUGCCUACUGAGCCCGUUGUUGCUGGGGUGAAUGUGAAGAGAAAGCAACCUGGGAAAUUGGUACUUCUAAAUGUAAUAUGAUUAACACACUCAACAGAGUGCAUGCCUCCACCAAGACCAGUCUGCAGGAUUUGGACCGGGAACAAAUUGCUGGAGAUUUUUCCCAUUUUUGCUGUCUCGUGUAUUAUCCAGUUUGUGUUUUUCUUAAAUUAAGACAGUAGGUUUUUAAUUAUGCACAAUCAAAGGCCUGGGGUUAAAGUGAUAAUUAAAACAGGGAUCUGCUUGUGAUUUAUCAAAUUUUAAUUGGUUUGUACUCUUAAUAACAAUAUCCAAUAAGUUUAUCGUGUUUUUUUGUUUUUGUUUUUUUGUUUUAAAGUAUUAUUAUAGGCGGCUAACAAAGUCCUCUUUGUCAAAGGUUAAAUGUACUGUAUUUAUGUCAUGUGGCCUAAAAGUGUAAUUCGUGUAACGUGUAUGGCAACAUAUUUUGAAUGAUUAUGACCUUUUUAAAAAUAAACUUUUUAUCAA